Polyodon spathula (Mississippi paddlefish) is the source of this 2033-nucleotide messenger RNA. RefSeq names its product HAUS augmin-like complex subunit 4. The transcript has 10 exons. Gene Ontology annotation, biological process: spindle assembly; centrosome cycle. The record is from RefSeq and is a predicted model, not a curated record. Gene Ontology annotation, molecular function: microtubule minus-end binding. Gene Ontology annotation, cellular component: HAUS complex. Lineage: Eukaryota; Metazoa; Chordata; Actinopteri; Acipenseriformes; Polyodontidae. The coding region runs from base 528 to 1646 and encodes 372 amino acids.
CUUUGAGUUCCCAUGACUCACCGCUUCGACCGGGACAGAAGAAAAGGCGGAGUGACUAUCUUGUCUGGAAUAUCUUUAGUAUUAAGCUAUAAUUAUAAUAAGCGCUGAGAUAACUUACACAUUUUGUUUUAAUAUUUGUAAAAUCCGCAUAUUUGUAAUAAUUAACGUAUUGGUCGUCGUCGUCGUCCCCCGUUUUAAUUAUUAACUACCCCCAAAGUAAAAGAAAAUAAUAAUCAACGGCAAGCUGGGAAAGACCAAAUACAACAAAAGGGGGAGAAUUUAAAUAAGUAAUACGUGCUUAUAAAUCAAUUAUUGUUAUAUUAUUACCUAAAUUGUAAUCUAAAUCAUUGCCAAGGAACACUGUUAAACUAAAAAAUAUAUUUUUUAUUUUGAUGAUUAGACGUUACCCCUUCUCUUCUGUAUAUUUCGCCAGUGGUGCGGUCUAUUCUGACUGCAAACGAGCGCGGUCCGGGACUGGAAAGUGAGACUAAGUCCGGUAACACAAGAUUUUGAAGACUCGUCUCUGGAUGUCUGCCUGGAUGUCUGUGUGUCCGGACCCUGCCUCUGUUCCCUCGCUGGCCAGGGGAGAUGGCCUGCACGAGCAAGUGUUGACGUCUUUACCCAUGUGUCACUUGAGUGAAGAUGACCUUUCCCAGAAUCCUCAGUUCUCCAAACUGCUGUCUGCACUCUCACAACGCAUGGAUGAAACCGGACUGACCAUACAACUGAAGAAAAAACUACAGAAGGCUGAGCGGGAGGUUCAGUUACAGAAGCUGUCCUGGCUGAGAUCAGAGAGUUUGUUUUGUUUAAUUCAGGAGAUGAUUCAGGAAUAUCACAUCAGAAAACAGGAUUCACAACUGUUGCACGAGGAUUGCAAGUUCUAUGAGACUCUUGAACAGUGCUUACUGGUGACACAGUGUGUGAGGGAACUGGAUCCCAGUUCAACCACAGCGGAAGACAAACCACAGCUUCUGGGCCUCAGCAAGCAGAAUGUUCUCGAUCGCAUGCCACCUGAUCAGGAUGCCAAGCGAAUGAGGCAGCGAUUGGUGAGAGAGUUUGAAGACAGGUUGAAGAAGAAAUGUUUUACCAUCCUCUCGUACUACCAGCCAGACUGGGAGGGAGAAAGUGAGGGUCUGAAGACCUUGAAGCUCUCAAGACUGCCAGAGAGCCUGGAGAAUGAAAGCAAGAGACUAGAGAGCCAACGAGCAAAAGAAAGAGAGAGUGCCCUUCUGCUGCACAGGCAGACUCACUGCUACCUCACUGAGCUACUGGGCUGUAUACAGAUCUUGCAGUCGCUCAUCUUGGAUCACCGACUGAGGGCUCAGAAUGAUCUAGAUCGAAAGAAAACCCAGUAUAUGGAGGCCAAAUGUCAAAUCAUCAUUCUUAAGAUCAGGAUGGAGAUGUUGCAGGUUCAGUUAGACACCUACACACCGAAGAAGAUAGCUGUGCAUCGCACAAUCAGAGACACUCUGGAAUCAGCCCUGAAAUCAGAGCAAGUUGAGCGGCAGUCAUCUGAAAGAAUGUUGUCGUCAUUUGAGAUUUUGGGGCAGGACUUUGAAGCACUGGUGAAGGAAUACUCCCGCCUCCGACAGGAAAUAACGAACAAGAAGUGGGCCCUGCAGGAAUUCUCCCAGUACAACCACUGAACUGGCACCAGUGCCAGACAGAUACCUCCCUCCUCUAUACACCACAGAUAUAGUCCUCUAGUUAGCAGCUGUAAAAGAAUAAUCCACUGCGGAAUGGACAUUUAGCCUCACCAGCGGAAAGUGCUGCCAUUCAUUUUAAGCCUUUUUGAGGAAUAUGGUUUAACAAAAUAAACAAAAGUGAUGUGGAAUAUGGAUUUUUAGGUUUUUCACUUGUGGAUGUAUUUAUAAAUGAUCACUAAUUUUAAGAAGCAGCAACCUGUUUGACAUGGGUGUCACCUCAUUUACUGUAUGUUGUACUAUCUGGAGGCUGCUGCUGCAAAGUUUAAUCUGUAAAGUAAUAAUAAUCAACUCUGGUAUUUCUUAUGUGUAAUAAAACUUGUUAAUAAA